Raphanus sativus (radish) is the source of this 2491-nucleotide messenger RNA. Its product is annotated as probable metal-nicotianamine transporter YSL8. The transcript has 6 exons. Gene Ontology annotation, molecular function: oligopeptide transmembrane transporter activity. The record is from RefSeq and is a predicted model, not a curated record. Gene Ontology annotation, cellular component: membrane. Bases 173 to 2317 code for a protein of 714 amino acids. NCBI's taxonomy places the organism in Eukaryota, Viridiplantae, Streptophyta, Magnoliopsida, Brassicales, Brassicaceae.
UAGAAAAGUAGUUAAACUAAUCUGAUGAGAGAGACAACAAAGUCCUUUAGUUUUAGUUGACUACUAGGCUGAAAAAUCUUCUUUUGUCUUUAUUACAAUAUUAAUUCUUCUUUUACACCAUCUCUCUCAUCUCUGCAGAUCUAAAGAAACAGAGAGAGAUUAAGACAAAACGAUGAGAAAAGGAGAUUUAACUCCUGACAGAGAUCGCGUGACUGAGGAACAUGAGUUGCAAGAAACUCGGUUUAGUCCUGAAACAGAGAGGAACAAGAAUGCUAGACAAAACCAAAGAGAAGAAGAUGAUGAAGGAGAAGAAUCUGUGGAGGGAAUAUUCGAGAGCAGAGAGGUUCCUUCUUGGACGAAGCAGUUAACGGUUAGAGCUUUUGUGGUUAGCUUUGCGUUAAGCAUCUUGUUUAGCUUCAUUGUGAUGAAGCUUAACCUCACAACAGGGAUCAUCCCUUCUCUUAACGUCUCUGCUGGUCUUCUCGGAUUCUUCUUCGUCAAGACAUGGACCAAGAUGCUUCAUAAAUCUGGUCUUUUGAAACAACCCUUUACAAGACAAGAGAACACAGUUAUUCAGACUUGUGUUGUUGCUUCCUCAGGCAUUGCCUUUAGCGGAGGGUUUGGGACUUACUUAUUUGCAAUGAGCGAACGAAUAGCUAACCAUUCAGGAGAUGCUGCUCGUGGCGUUAAGGACCCUUCUUUGGGUUGGAUCAUAGCUUUUCUCUUUGUUGUCAGCUUUCUUGGCCUCUUCUCUGUUGUCCCUCUUCGAAAGAUAAUGAUAAUAGACUUCAAACUAACAUACCCAAGUGGCACUGCAACUGCUCAUCUUAUCAACAGCUUUCAUACUCCUCAAGGAGCAAAGCUGGCCAAGGAACAGGUGAGAGUGUUGGGGAAGUUCUUCUCCUUGAGCUUCUUGUGGGGUUUCUUCCAAUGGUUCUUUACUGCAGGAGAAAACUGUGGGUUUCACAGUUUCCCUACCUUUGGACUCAGAGCAUACCAAUACAAGUUCUACUUUGAUUUUUCAGCAACAUAUGUAGGUGUUGGUAUGAUAUGCCCAUACAUAAUCAACAUAUCUCUCCUUUUGGGUGGGAUUCUCUCUUGGGGACUAAUGUGGCCUCUCAUUGAAACUAGAAAGGGAGAUUGGUUCCCUUCUGAUGUUGACUCUAGCAGCAUGAACGGUCUCCAAGCUUACAAGGUGUUCAUAGCUGUUGCUAUGAUUCUAGGGGAUGGUGUAUACAACUUUUGCAAAGUGUUGAGCCGAACCCUUUCAGGACUAUUCAAGCAGAUCCGAGGUGAAGCUAGUUGUAGAACCUCUCUUUCACGGGAAGAAGAGCCCCCUGCUUCUCCAUUGACACCAAAGAUAUCUUAUGAUGACCAACGUAGAACAAGAUUCUUCCUUAAAGAUCAGAUUCCUUCAUGGUUUGCUGGUGGAGGGUAUGUGCUUAUAGCUGCAGUAUCUAUAGCUGUACUACCUCAAAUGUUCGAUCAGCUGAGAUGGUACUACAUUCUGGUCAUCUAUGUCUUUGCCCCAGUCUUAGCCUUCUGCAAUGCUUAUGGAGCUGGGCUCACGGAUUGGUCACUAGCAUCAACCUACGGAAAACUCGCCAUAUUCACAAUCGGAGCAUGGGCUGGUUCGGAACAUGGAGGUGUUCUUGCAGGGUUAGCGGCUUGUGGAGUCAUGAUGAACAUAGUUUCCACAGCUUCAGACCUGACGCAAGAUUUCAAGACAGGUUACCUAACGUUGUCAUCUCCAAGGGCCAUGUUUGUGAGCCAAGUGAUUGGAACAGCAAUGGGGUGUGUGGUUUCUCCCUGUGUGUUCUGGCUUUUCUACAAGGCCUUUGAUGAUCUCGGCCUCCCAAACAGCAAGUACCCUGCACCGUUUGCUACAGUUUACAGAAGCAUGGCGAAACUUGGUGUUGAAGGUGUUUCGUCUCUACCAAGCGACUGUCUUGUGCUGUGCUACGCGUUUUUCGGGUUUGCCAUACUGAUAAACGUAGUGAAAGAUGGUCUUGGGAACAGAUGGGGAAGGUUUGUUCCUCUUCCCAUGGCAAUGGCUAUACCGUUUUUCUUAGGGCCUUACUUUGCGAUCGACAUGUGUGUGGGGAGUUUGAUUUUGUUUGUGUGGGAGAGACUAGAUGCACCAAAGGCUGAAGCUUUUGCAACAGCGGUGGCUUCGGGUUUGAUAUGUGGAGAUGGUAUCUGGACUUUGCCAAGCUCUGUGCUCGCUAUAGCUGGAGUUGAACCUCCUAUCUGCAUGAAGUUUCUCUCAUCUGAAACCAAUCAUAGAGUGGACAAGUUUCUGCAAGGAUCCUCUUAGUUUUUUUUUUUUUGAAAGCUCAAUGAGAUGGAUCUGUUGAGAUGAAAAAACAAUGAUAAAAAGGAGUAGUGCCUUGGUCAUUCGUAUAGAUAGAUGAGAGACUCUUGUAUCAAAUUGAACAAACAUGCUUUACACAUAACUCGGGGAACACAUACUAUUAAUAAGCUUGGUGAA